Messenger RNA from Xyrichtys novacula (pearly razorfish), 4968 nucleotides. The record is from the annotation of a GenBank genome assembly. Lineage: Eukaryota; Metazoa; Chordata; Actinopteri; Labriformes; Labridae.
AUGGCGGCGCUGCGGGUCGUGGUUCUAUCGGGGAGCAGCAGGACUUUCCUGAACGCACCAAAAACUAUCCGGACACCGACGGUAGGUUGAUGGCGGAUUCUUCUAUUUAGCACUAGAUCAGUAUUGGAAGAUUGCAUCUGGUCUUUUUAACAUUAAACUCGGAACUAAUGUCAGUCUGGUCUCUGUGGGGUUAGGCAAGGUCACUGAGUCUCCCUCUAAUUUAUACUGUAGUUUAACAUGCCUAUGUGUUUCCUCUGACAGUAUGUCAUCUUUCUCUGACUGUUUGGACUAAUUUGGUGUCAGUUCCUGUGAUAUUUGCCUCACAGUUUGCUGUGAAGUUAGCCGGUCAGCUAACUCGCGGUGCCGGGUGUACCCCUCUACUAACGGACCGUUUACGGUGGUCCUGCCUGAGAAUCUGGUCUGAAUCAAGAGAUCAGAACCACAGAUGUAAAGGUGUAUAAUAGUGGGGAUUGUUUAUCUAUCUCCUCUGAUGUGAUCCAUGUUUUCUGACGGACGUUUUCAUGUUAAAGUUGUAGAGAUAUUAGCAUGCUAACGAGUUAGCAUCUCAAGGACUGUAAGGACUUCCGGUGACUGCAUAAGCUGGCUAUCGCGUCACCAGGUGUUUAUUUCCGACAGGUCAUUUUCAUCAUUAAAAGGUUAGUUUAGUUUAAGGGUUAGUUUAGGUGAUCUACCGUCCUCGUUUCUGUUACAUCUGCUGGUUUAUUAAGGUAUUUAUAUAUUUUAAUAAUAUAGUUAUUAAUAUAGUUAUAUUCAGCACACUACAGUUCAGUCAUGUAUCAAUAGAUGUCACUGGGCGUUAUCUCUGAGUGCAGGACAUUGAUGGUUGCGUGUGUGUGGGUGAGAGAGCGUAGGUGCGGGGAUGCUGUCAUGUGAUGCCUCUUACAGAACCACCGGUGGAGGUCAGUUUCAUAAGAACCAGUGGAACAACUACAAACAAGGGCGCCGGAUCAAACAGAAUUUGAAGAAACAUCCAAUAUAAUAAAAUAUUUUGACGUUAUUAUUUUUUAUGGUGAUGUACUAAAACCAUGAUAGCCCUUAACAGACUUCGUGCCAACUUGAUCCAGAGUUAGGUGUCAAAUAACGUUAUGAAUAAUAAAGUUGUAUCUUAUCUAAUCCAAUUUGAGUUUUAUCGAAUACUAUUCCAGUUGUCAUCAAAUCUCAGAUCUGAGUCUGUUAAUUUAGAAAAGAACAAUGAAGAUGAUCCUGCCUUUAUUGGGACACUGAAGCUAUGAAAAGUGAACCGCCAGCAGUUUGUCUUCCAUUGAUAAUUACAGAAAUCUCUCGAUAUGGCUCAGUCAACACAAAAAGAACAAAGAAAAUUAAUAAACACAGCAGAGUCCUUUGAGUGAGUGUAAUAACUCUGCUCUAAAGUUGUCAAAUUUUCAAGUUUUUCCUUUUUUGACUAUUUGCUAUAAAACAGUGUGAUACCUUGAUAUGUUUGUGUUUAAAAAGCACCUAAGUUGGUGAGAAAACAGUUACAUUAAGAUUUUAAACAAGAAGCUUCUGCUGGUGAAUAAAUAGUAUAAUUUCACAGUAUUCAAGCAGGGUCAUAAUUCUGAUGAAAUAUGUGAUAAAUUUGAGAUAACUGCAUGUUUCAGCCACCAGCUAUGGAUUUGCAGCUGAUUUUGACUGAUGACACAGUUUUAAGAAUAUCUUUGAUUUUUAAAUCAUCUGUGUGAUGUCCCAGUAUGCAUGUUUAUUCAGUUAAACAUUGAAGUCAACAUAUAGGGAGAUCAGGGGAUUGCAGACUCUCUUUUCAUGGUGGUGAGAAUCUUUUUAGCAGAAUGAUCAGAGCGUCUCCUCUGUAGAUAACUGCUUCACUUCAGGAAACAUGACUCCUUCUCUGUAGGCCAACAUGUCGAUUUCCAGCAUGUCAAGGAGUAGGAAGGUCGCCCUGUCGACGUUCGGUGUCAUCACAGCGGGUGGGGCUGGGCUCGCUCUGAUGCUGCACCAAUCUGUCAAGGCUUCGGACCUGGAGCUCCAUCCCCCUAACUACCCCUGGAGCCACGCUGGACCCCUGUCCUCGCUGGACCAUGCUAGGUAUAAAACAUAAACACAUGCUUCAUUCAGAGUCUGUGAUUUUUAAACACUAUCUCUGUCAUACAGCACAAAUGUGAGAAUAUUAUGAAAAUGUUUCUGGAUCUCUUUCAUUGUCAGUCUGCAGCUGUUGACAAGCAGCUUCAUAAUCCUUGAUGAUUAAUGCUCAUAAAAUCAUUUCAUUAAGAAAACAAUCAGACAAAACAGAGAGCAGACUCUCUGCUAAUAUCCAUACACACCUCUUCUAUGUUAUGGAUGAGAAGCCAGUGAAAAUAACAGACCUUGGGUGCCUCUCUGACACACUAAGUUUUACUUAUUUGUCAUUUUUAGCAUCUUCUAUCCUCCCGAGAGGAAACCCCCUGACUCUCUGCUUUCUUUUCUGCCUUUGCAGUAUUCGUCGCGGGUACCAGGUGUAUAAGCAGGUGUGCUCGGCCUGUCACAGUAUGGAGUACCUGGCCUUCAGAAACCUGGUGGGAGUGUCGCACACAGAGGCUGAGGUCAAAGCCAUCGCCGAGGAGGUGAAUCUGUGCACUGAGUCAGGAUUUUCUGUUUGGACUCACUGUGUCAUCGUUUGUUGUUAUCACAAAGUCCUGCCAGUAGAUGGUGCCACCAGAACGUGUCCUGUGUUAUAUCAGGUGUUUUUAACAAGUGGUGUGUGUAUGUGUGUUUGCUCAGGUGGAGGUGGUAGAUGGACCUGAUGAGAGUGGAGAGAUGUUCACUAGGCCAGGAAAGCUGUCAGACUAUUUCCCUAAGCCCUAUCCCAACCCUGAGGCCGCCAGGGUCGCCAACAACGGAGCCCUGCCUCCAGACCUCAGCUACAUCGUUAAUGCCAGGUGACAGAAAAAAGACUGAAAAGCUGCUCACUUGCUCGAGAAGGUAAAAGAGUUUGUAACUGACCUGUGUGUUUGUCCUCAGACAUGGAGGAGAGGACUAUGUGUUCAGCCUAUUGACAGGGUACUGUGAGCCUCCAGCAGGAGUGACAGUGAGAGAGGGACUGUAUUAUAACCCAUACUUCCCUGGACAGGCCAUCGGCAUGGCCCCACCCAUCUACAACGAGGUGCUGGAGUAUGAUGACGGUGAGCAAAGAUGUGUGUUUGUGUACUUAAUGUUUCUGGACUGUUGAUUCACAGUGAGCCAAAAAGAAGAAAUAAUGGGGCUGAGGUUGAUCUGGACGUCUUUGAACCAAUCAUCUCCCUCCAAUCAUUCAUGUCAGCUUCAUAUUAAGCUCAGUGUGUACAGAACACAAACAGCAGUAACUUUGUGUCAUCAAAGGUUCUGGAUCCACCUGAAUGUAAAUGUUUAAUGAGAUGAUAACAGACAGGACAUCCAUGUGGAACUGCAGCCCAAACUUACACUUGAUGAGGCAGAUGUGCCAGCUUUACAAUAGCCUAUGGUAACUCUGCAGGGACACUUCAAAAAGGCAAAACCAUAAACACAGGACAGUCUGUUACAUCAGCAUCAGAUAUCAUCUGACUAAAACAUCAGUGGCAUGAAAAUAUUUUCAACUAAAAUGAGAACAAGUCCAGAAGACACCGGUAAUACCUGCGUCUGGACUGUUCUAUGGUAGAACUGCUAUCAUUACCACUAAUAUGACAAGUAGAAAACAACAGUUCACUAUUGCCGUCCAAGCAACAAAAUCUGGACUUUCAAAGGAAGGAUAAAUAUCCUGGAGAGAGUCAAAGAGUCAAAACAGUGCAGGUGGAUGAACUCAUGGCUCCAGCCCAACGAUCUACUCGGUACGAUCUGCUGUCUCUACUCUCCAGCUCAGGAGCUGAACGGCAGAGUUGGUGAAAACACAGGCGGUGAUUUACACCAUGAUGGAUUCCUCCUCCUUACAAUGAACCGGGUCUAGAUCAGUUCGUAUUAUAAUCCAGUGUGUAGAAAAAGAUGAGAUUCAGGUGCAAAUGAUCAAAUCAAGUCUAUUUAAAGGUCCUGUAAGGAACUUUUAGGUUAUGUCAGUUUGCUUAGAUGUCUUCAACAUGGCUAAGUCGUGUCUUCUCACAAAAACCUCAUUCUGCAAACACUUCAUUUUUUUCCCCCAAAUAUCAAAUGUUGAAACCAUGAAACCAGGUUUUUUAGUGGUACCACGUUCACCCACCCUCUCACAUUGGUUUCUUGUUAAAAAUAAUCAGUCUUAUUGUUGCUGGUCUUGUUGGCUUUUAUAUUAUUAAAAGGCAUCAGUAUAAACUGAAGUCUAAUUCUUAAGUGUGAAAAAUGUUAUAAGUUUUUGGUUUGCAGACUACUGUUGGAGAGAAAAACCUGGGAUCAGGAUCAGGACUGAUCAGGAUCUCCCUGAAAACAAGCAUGUGUUUGUUAUUACCGUCUUCCUCGGGACGCUUUAAAAGAGUCUAAAACAGAACUUUAGAUUUUAGUUAUGCACUAAGACCUCGAUAAAACUGAACCGCAGCUGCAGUCAUCAGAGAUAAGCAAGCUGAUUAUGAUGAACCAUGUCGCCCCGACACAUAUGUGAUGGUUGUGUGUGUUUCUGUCUCCGUAGGAACUCCUGCCACCAUGAGUCAGGUCGCUAAAGAUGUGUGUACUUUCCUGAGGUGGGCUGCGGAGCCGGAGCAUGACCAACGCAAACGCAUGGGACUGAAGGUAACACACACACAGACAGACAGACUCAUAUUAACCGUGUCUGAUAUUUGUGGCUGCCCUUUAACUUCCAGCUUCCUUAUAUCUACUCAACGCUGUCCGGUUACAUUCAGACCUUUAAAAAUGGUUAACGGGGUUCUGAUAAAUCUCAAACCUUGUCGUGGUUCUGAUAGUUCUGCUCUCUCUCUCUCCCUCCCUCCCUCCCUCCAGCUGCUGAUGGGCUCGGCCAUCCUCGUCCCUCUGAUCUACUACAUGAAGAGACACAGGUGGUCUGUGCUGAAGAGCAGGAAGAUCGCUUACAAACCUCCAAAGUAA